Molecule: messenger RNA, 1461 nt
Organism: Prunus dulcis (almond)
Lineage: Eukaryota; Viridiplantae; Streptophyta; Magnoliopsida; Rosales; Rosaceae
Product: protein ABCI12, chloroplastic
Exons: 8
Coding region: 134-1276 (380 amino acids)
Cellular component (GO): chloroplast
Source: RefSeq, a predicted model, not a curated record
UCGUUAGUAGAGAACAGCCCGAAGCUGAAACAUAUCGUUACAUUCCCGCCACUUUGGAAAUUAACGGACUGCACACCAACUGUACAGAAAACAUCCAAACCAUCUCCCUCUUCUUCCACUCUCAACCUCACCCAUGAACUUCGCGUACCGUCCCAUCACAACGGUCACAUUCCCCUGUCUCCCACUAAACCCUAAUCCCAAAACCCAAAUUGCCCCAAAAUUCACUCACCUGCGUUCACUGAACAAAACCCUUAUACAAGUAAAGACAAGAUUAAGCCACCAAAUUAGAGCCUCAGCAAGCGAUAGUAGUCAAACCCCGUGGUGGGUGAACGUGUUGCCAACCAAAGCUUUCGGAGCCGAGAAAUUUCUUCGGCUGAUUUCAGGUGCCACCGCUAGCCCCAUUUGCCAGUACGUGUCGGAACCCAGCACGUUUCUUCAUUCUGUGGACCCCAGAAUCAAAUUGGUUUGGCUUUUGGCUCUAGUUGUUUUACCAGCAAGGUCACAUAUAAUACUGCGUUUUGGAUUAGUAGUAUACUUGGCCGUUUUGUCAAUAUGGAUUCUUCCAAGACAUACAUGGAUGGACCAACUGGGAAGAGUGUCUUUGAUUUCUGGAAUUUUAUUCAUUACGUUGGGGCUGGGUUCAGAUGGUGUGCCACCCCUUGUUCAGUUAAGAACCCCACCUCCUGCAAUGAUUGGAUUAUCAAAUCUUCCUGCAUCUCUGGGAGGUUACUCAUAUUUAAUUAUGAAGCUAGGGCCAUUACAUUUUACAAGGAAGGGGUUGUCUGUAGCAAGCACAGCUGCUUGCUUAACCUUUACUGUUUUUCAAAGUGCGAGCCUUUGCCUGACAACCACAACCCCUGAAGAACUUGCAUUUGCCUUGCGGUGGUUUAUGCUCCCUUUGACACGUAUUGGUGUGCCAGUGGCUGAAAUAAUUCUGACCCUCAUGCUUUCAUUGAGGUUCAUCAAUCUCGUGUUUGAUGAGGUACGUAAUGUUGCAUUGGGGAUUGUAUCUCGUAGGAUAAACUGGGAACAGUUGACAAUGAUGGAAACACUGGAUGUUUUCUUUGCCUACUUUCGUCGGAUCUUCACAAAUAUCUUUAGCCAUGCAGAGCAGAUUUCGCAGGCAAUGAUUGUCAGAGGUUUUAGAGGGGACAGCAACGCUCAUAAGAUUUACUUGUUGUCAGAUCCAUCCAUUGGAACAUCAGAUAUCGUUUCCUUGUUAAGCCUGGUUACUGUAAUAGGUGCUUCCGUUUUGUCUGACUACUUUCUAGUAUGAUAUGCAGUGCAACUCAUCCUUGGGGAAAAAGAUUGUUGAUGAUAUGGUACCAUAUAUAUACAUACACAUGUUCGAACCAGCUGUUAAUUUUGGUGGAACUGUAUGAUUAGGCUGUAGAUUUUUGCAAUGUACGGAGCAUAUUUCGUCAGUAGUACCUACAGAGAAGUGUGGAAUUUGCUCAUCAA